AUGGUGCUUCCCAUAGAAAUACCGCGCACUGCCGUGUUCGCCUUCUCGCCAGGAGCAGGCGCACCACUGGUCGUGACAGGCACACGAGCUGGCGCCGUCAACGAGGACUUCUCGAGCGAAGUCAAGGUCGAACUGUGGGAUCUGGGCCUGGACAAGCUCGACCACACCUCUGAGCUGACGCCAGCUGGCACAAUCACCACCGACUCGGGCUUCAACGACAUUGCCUGGAGUCGGCCUGACGAGGAUCACCCACUUGGUGUGAUAGCAGGAGCUUUGGAGAAUGGCUCUAUAGACCUUUGGGAUGCGCAGAAGCUGCGCAAUGGUUCCUCAGAUGCCUUCAUCUCUCGAACCACAAAACACAGUGGCAGUGCCAAAGCAUUGCAAUGGAACCCGUGGAGACACAAUCUGCUGGCAUCAGCCGGUGCAAAGGGCGAGAUCUUCAUCUACGAUCUAAACAACAUGGCCAACCCAUUCCGACUGGGGGCUUCAGCAGCAAGAGCAGACGAUAUUGAGUGUUUGGACUGGAACAAGCAGGAAAAGACAGCACACAUCUUAGCUACAGGCAGCAGCGGAGGCUUUGUCACAGUAUGGGACGUGAAGCAGAAGAAGGACAUUCUGACACUGAACAACCAAGGCCGGAAAGCGGUGAGUGCCGUCGCUUGGGACCCAGAAGAAAGCACGAAGCUUGCAACUGCCACACCGAACGACCAAGAUCCGCUGGUCUUCCUGUGGAGCCUGAGAAACAGCAGCGCUCCAGAGAGGACAUUGAAGGGCCACGAAUUGGGUGUGCUUGGCCUGGCGUGGUGUGUGCAGGAUCCAGAAUUGCUGUUGUCUUGCGGCAAGGAUAACCGCACCAUCUGUUGGAAUCCAAAGACUGGCGAGCGCUACAGCGACUUCGAAGCAGGCUCAAAUUGGGCUUUCCAGACGAGGUGGAAUCCGCACAACCCAAAUCUGCUCGCCAGUGCCUCUUUCGAUGGCAAGAUCCUCAUAACGUCCAUACAGAGUACGAACGCCAACAAGGACGAGCAGACCGCUGCCAAUCAAGCGCUUGACAGCGAGGACUUCUUCGCCAAGGCUCAGACUCAGCCACAAGGCAUCUCCUUCAGCCUUCCAAAGGCACCGAAGUGGCAAGCACGGCCUGCAAGCGUUGCAUUUGGCUUCGGUGGGAAGUUGGUCAAGGUGACCUCUGACGCAUCACGGAAGAGCAAGGUUGCCAUUGAGACAUUCUCCGCGGACAGCUCGAUCGGCGAGUCGGUCGGAAAGUUCGAAGAGAAACUGGGCAGCGGAGAUCUAGCAGCUAUCUGUGCAAGCAAGAUCGAAAAGGCGACGACCGAAGAGGGAAAGGCAGAUUGGCAGGUUAUUGAGACCCUCAAUGCCGGCAAGUCAAGGAAGAAGCUGAGGCAGUAUCUGGGCUUCGAAGACGAUGCGGACAACGAGCUGGCAAAGCAGACUGAGAAGCUCGAGAUUAAUGGCGACUCUGCGCCGGAGACCAAGGCUAACGGCACUGACGAUGACUUCUUCGGUGGAGGGGAGGAUGGCGACAACUUCCUGGCCGACUUGGCAGCCACGAAAGGCGCAAAGACGAACAAUCCAUUCCACAUCUACACCGGGUCAGAGUCCGAUGCAGACAAGAACAUCACCAAGGCAUUGAUGCUUGGCGACUUUGAGGCUGCUCUAGAUGCUUGCUUAAAGGAGGACCGCAUGUCAGAUGCUUUCAUGAUUGCUGUCUGUGGAGGUCAAAAGUGCAUCGACAAGGCUCAAAGUGCAUACCUGAAGAAGAAGGCCAAGGGACCGAAUUAUCUGCGUCUUCUGGCGAGCAUCGUGGGCAAGAACUUGUGGGACUUUGUGUACAAUGCAGACCUCAGUAAUUGGAAGGAGGUUAUGGCGACCUUGUGCACGUACGCCGACGAGAAAGAGUUCCCGGACCUGUGUGAGGCUCUUGGUGACCGCCUCGAGGAAGCAUACCAGACCGGUGACAGUCCAAAGACGUUGCGGCGAGAUGCCUCUUUCUGCUAUCUAGCGGGUGCCAAGCUAGAGAAAGUUGUCAACAACUGGGUCGAAGAACUGCAGGAGCACGAGAAAUCGAGCUUCGAGAAGUCUGACGCAGACAACAACUUCUCCGUUCACGCCAAAUGCUUGCAAGAGUUCAUCGAAAAGGUCUCUGUAUUCCGGAAGGUCACCAACUUCCGCGAUGCCGAUCUGCAAGCAACCGCAGACUGGAAGCUUGCACCACUCUACAGCCUGUACUCCGAGUAUGCUGACAUCCUCGCCUCUCACGGACAGCUCACGAGUGCAGAGCGCUACCUCGAACUCCUGCCGGGCAAGUUCAAUGGAGCAGAGAACGCUCAACAAAGGAUCCGACAGGCCACCAGGAAAGCAGUAGCAAGCACCCAAGCUCGAUCGGCAGCCGCAAAUCGCAUUCCUGCUAGAGUGGCACCAGUAACGGUACAGCCGUUCACGCCACAGGCGCCUGCAGCAUCGAUUCCGGCCGCGCAGCCCCUGAUCAACCAGGCACGGAACCCUGUCGCGUCGCCAUAUGCUCCUACGGGGAUGAGCACGCCAGCACAAAAUGCUCCUGGAAGUUAUGCGCCACCAAACAGUGCAUACGCGCCGAGCGGCUACCAGGCACCUCAACCUGGUCCAUACGGGCAGUCAACACCUUAUGGCGGCUACCAGCCACCACAGCAGGCUCCAUUAGGUGCGCCUCCACGAGCAGGAACAGCCUCGCCCUCGGUACCACCGCCGUCCGCCGCAAAGACAAUGAAUCAAUGGAACGACCUGCCUGAGAAUUUUGCAAAGACACGCCCAGCCAACUCGAGACGUAGCACGCCUGGGCCGCAAGCUGUCAACUCGCCAUUUCCCAAUGCGGCGCCGAACGCCAUGUCACCCCCGCCAGCUGGACCACCCUCGGCGUAUGCAUUCCAGAAGCCCACGCCGCCUCUUCCACCCCCACCCAAAGCCGGUGAAGCACCGUUCAGAGUAGCCUCCCCAUCGAUAGCUCCACCGCAAGGCGUCCAGCGACCACCGUCCUCUGUAGCGAGCGCAUACGCACCUUCGCCUCAGACGUCGCAGCCAGUGGGCUCCACUCUUCCACCACCAUCACAAGCUCCUGUGUCUCGUGGUGCAUCGCCUUAUCAGCCUCCACCAUCGACCUCCAGCGCGGCACCAUCAAGUAGAUAUGCUCCAGCUCCUGGGGCACAGUCGACUCCAGGACCUGGUGCUAUGCCGCCACAGCGUAACGUUGCGCCAAAUCCGUACCAGACUCAGCAACAGCCAGGUCAGUUUACGCCACAACCGCCCCAAUCGUCACCGUAUGGUCAAACACCGCAAGCUCAAGGCCCACCACCACGCGCUGGGCCCCCUCCUGGUGGUCCACCUCGAGGUCCCCCUCAGAACAAUUCCGCACCGCCGCCACAAGGUCCUCCUCGAGGUGGUCCGGCUCCUCCCGCCCAGGAAUUGCCACAGUCAAUUGGUCAAGCUCCGUCCAACGAUGCCGAUUCACAACCACCGCCGCCUCCAGCCAAGGCGAGACAUCCACGAGGUGAUCGAUCACACAUGCCCUCCACCGCGCAGCCAAUCUAUGACCUCUUGACACCUGAAGUCGCACGCAUCAAGUCUCUCGCACCACAAACAUUCAAACCACAAGUCGAGGAUAUGGACAAGCGGAUCAACAUACUGUUCGACCAUUUGAACAACGAAGAGCUACUCCAGCCCGACACUAUCCAGCAGAUGGUCGAGAUUUCACAACACAUUCAAGCCAAGGAAUGGGACCAAGCACAGGUGCUGUUUGCGGACAUGCAGUCGGCGAAGCUGGAGACUGAGGGUACACAUUGGAUGGUUGGUGUGAAGCGUUUGAUCGCCAUCGGACGUGCGACUCGAGCAUAG
Molecule: messenger RNA, 3885 nt
Organism: Fulvia fulva
Lineage: Eukaryota; Fungi; Ascomycota; Dothideomycetes; Mycosphaerellales; Mycosphaerellaceae
Exons: 2
Coding region: 1-3885 (1294 amino acids)
Biological process (GO): endoplasmic reticulum organization; endoplasmic reticulum to Golgi vesicle-mediated transport; intracellular protein transport
Cellular component (GO): COPII vesicle coat; endoplasmic reticulum exit site
Molecular function (GO): protein binding; structural molecule activity
Source: RefSeq, a predicted model, not a curated record